Molecule: messenger RNA, 2054 nt
Organism: Grammomys surdaster
Lineage: Eukaryota; Metazoa; Chordata; Mammalia; Rodentia; Muridae
Gene: Htra4
Product: HtrA serine peptidase 4
Exons: 9
Coding region: 1-1452 (483 amino acids)
Biological process (GO): proteolysis; positive regulation of apoptotic process; programmed cell death
Cellular component (GO): extracellular region
Molecular function (GO): protein binding; serine-type endopeptidase activity
Source: RefSeq, a predicted model, not a curated record
AUGAACUUCCAGCGGUUGUGGGCUGUGCGAGCACUGUUUCUCCUGCUGUGGCUGCUGCUGCCGGCCGUGCCUGUUCCGUGGGCCGAGGCCAGGAGGUCCAGAGUCUCGCUGCCCUGCCCGGACGCCUGCGAUCCCACGCGCUGCCCGCCCCUUCCUACCUGCUCGGCCGGCUCCUUGCCGGUGCCCGAUCGCUGCGGCUGUUGCCAAGUGUGCGCCGCGGCCGAGGGCCAGGAGUGUGGCGGGGCGCGGGGCCGGCCGUGCGUCCCGGGGCUGCGCUGCGGCGCCCCGUUCUCCCGGGAGCCGUCGGGGAGCGCGUGGCUGGGUACCUGCGGCUGCGUGGAGGGUGCGGAGGGCGCGGCGGUGUGCGGCAGCGACGGGCGCACUUACCCCAGCCUGUGCGCGCUCCGCAAGGAGAACCGAGCCGCUCGCCAGCGGGGCGCGCUCCCGGCCGUGCCGGUGCAGAAGGGCGCCUGCGGGGAUGCAGGGACCACAAGAGCAGGGCGGCUCCGGAGAAAGUACAACUUUAUCGCCGCAGUAGUGGAGAAGGUGGCGCCAUCUGUGGUUCACUUGCAGCUGUUCCGCAGAUCACCUCUCACGAACCAGGAAAUCCCUUCGUCCAGCGGCUCCGGGUUCAUAGUGUCUGAGGAUGGGCUCAUUGUCACCAAUGCCCACGUCCUCACCAACCAGCAGAAGAUCCAGGUCGAGCUCCAGAGCGGGGCCCAGUAUGAAGCCACUGUCAAAGACAUCGACCAUAAACUGGACCUUGCACUGAUUAAGAUUGAGCCAAAUACUGAGCUUCCAGUUCUGCUGCUGGGAAGAUCCUCUGACCUCCGGGCUGGAGAGUUUGUGGUGGCUUUGGGCAGCCCAUUUUCUCUGCAGAACACCGUGACUGCAGGGAUCGUCAGCACCACACAGAGAGGCGGCAGAGAGCUGGGACUGAAGGAUUCAGACAUAGACUAUAUCCAGACGGAUGCCAUCAUUAACCACGGAAAUUCUGGGGGUCCGCUGGUGAACUUGGAUGGCGAUGUGAUUGGUAUAAACACUCUGAAGGUGACUGCAGGGAUCUCUUUUGCGAUCCCCUCAGAUCGGAUCAGACAGUUCCUGGCAGACUAUCAUGAGCGCCAGUUGAAAGGAAAGGCUCCUUUGCAGAAGAAAUACCUGGGUCUUCGAAUGUUGCCCCUCACUCUAAACCUCCUUCAGGAAAUGAAGAGGCAAGAUCCAGAUUUCCCUGAUGUGAGUUCUGGAGUUUUUGUAUAUGAAGUGAUUCAAGGAUCGGCUGCUGCAAGCUCCGGGUUGAGAGACCAUGAUGUAAUUGUCAGCAUUAACGGGCAACCUGUCACCACCACAACUGAUGUCAUUGAAGCUGUUAAGGACAAUGACUUUCUCUCCAUCAUUGUGCUUCGAGGAAGUCAAACCUUGUUUCUGACAGUCACACCUGAAAUAAUCAAUUAAGUAUCUUACUCUGAGAAACUGGCUAGUGAAACCAGUUAUAUUACCUGGUUUCUAUCGAAGUGCUGGAGAUGGCAGGGUCUUCUGGCUAUCAAGAAAAAUGGAUGCACGCACACGCACAUGCACACACGCGCGCACAUGCACACAUACUCUCAUGGAUUCUGAGGUUGAGGGUGCUAUUCUGCUGCAAAAACCUUCCUAACUCAAGUGGAACCAGCUCCGGUGAUCUGAUAAAAUUUAAAGACAGUAAUGACUGGAAAACAGGCAAUUCCUAACUAAUUUUUGACAGGAUACUUUAGUUACCUUCUAUAUAGCCACAAACUGAUAUGUCACACACAUGUACAAAUUAUCUACCAACUAUUAAGAGCCUGAAUCUGGAGUAAAGAGGCAGCUACAUUUUAAAUAAUACCCCUUUGUAUACUGAAUUUCCCAGGUUAUAUCCACUUUGGGCCAGGGUUUGUGGAAAGGUCAUCAAGUGUAAGACAGAUUGGAACUGACAACAUCAGACUCCCACACUGGAGUAUGAUCAUUUUAGUGGUAGAAACAACUUGGACCUCUAGUGUUUCUGAGAAUGUUUUCUAUUAAAAUAAUUUUUGAAUCAUUUA